CAUCGAGGGCCAGCCCUUCCAAGAGCGACUCUUUUCCGAGGCGCAACGGAGCAUGAGGACCUUAUGGAGGCGAUUUGGAUUCUCAGUACUUUUCAAAGCGGAAAGCUGUAGAAUAUCUGAAUCAGAACCAUUAAUUCCACUCGCUGGGACAUCACAGAUACAGAGGCUCAGCAGAGCACCUUGUAUUUCCUUGUUGGAUCAAAGGAGAAGAUUCUCCACCAUGACUGAAAUAGAAACAAACCAGAGAGACUCUGAAUUGUUUUCACCACCCUCUAAUGUUCGAGGAAUGACAAAACUUGAUAGAGCAGCUUUUAAAAAGAUGGUCACCAUCCCAGUACUUAAAGUGAGAAAAGAAAUAGUCAAUCAAUUGAUGCGAUCCCUUAAAAGGGCAGCACUGCAGCGCCCGGGCAUAAAACGUGUGAUUGAAGAUCCAGAAGAUGAAGAAAGUAGACUAGUUCUGUUGGAUCCCCAUAAAAUAUUUACUGAUGAUUCCUUUGAGAGCGCAGAACUCAGUAUUUUAAAGCAGCUUAAUGUCAGUCCACAGAUAUGUAAAUAUAACUUGGAACUCACUUAUGAAAACUUUAAGUCAGAAGAAAUCUUGAGAGCUGUGCUUCCUGAAGGUCAAGAUGUGACUUCAGGAUUUAGCAGAGUUGGACAUAUUGCCCACCUGAACCUUCGAGAUCAUCAACUACCUUUCAAGCAUUUAAUUGGUCAAGUUAUGAUUGAUAAAAAUCCAGGAAUCACCUCAGCAGUAAAUAAAAUCAAUAACAUUGAUAAUACAUACCGAAAUUUCCAAAUGGAAGUACUGUCUGGAGAGGAGAACAUGAUGACCAAGGUUCGAGAAAAUGGCUACACAUAUGAAUUUGAUUUUUCGAAAGUCUAUUGGAAUCCUCGUCUCUCUACAGAACACAGUCGCAUCACAGAACUUCUGAAACCUGGAGAUGUGCUGUUUGAUGUUUUUGCUGGGGUUGGGCCUUUUGCCAUUCCAGUAGCAAAGAAAAAUUGCACUGUAUUUGCUAAUGAUCUCAAUCCUGAAUCUCAUAAAUGGCUAUUGCACAAUUGUAAAUUAAAUAAAGUGGACCAAAAGGUGAAAGUCUUUAACUUGGAUGGGAAAGACUUCCUUCAAGGACCAGUCAGAGAAGAGUUAAUGCAGCAGCUGGGACCACUGUCCAAAGAAAGAAAACACUCUGUGCACAUUGUCAUGAACUUGCCAGCAAAGGCUAUUGAAUUUCUCAGUGUCUUCAAAUUGCUAUUAGAUGGGCCGCCAUGUGGCAUUGAACUCCUUCCCAUAGUGCACUGUUACAGCUUUUCCAAAGACCCUAAUCCUGCUAAAGAUGUUCAGCAGCGAGCUGGGGCUGUGUUAGGCAUUUCCUUGGAGGCAUGCAGUUCAAUUCACCUAGUAAGAAAUGUAGCCCCGAACAAGGAAAUGUUAUGUAUCACCUUUCGGAUUCCUUCUGCUGUGCUCUACAAGGACCAGACCCUAACUCUAGAGAAUCAGGACGACCCACCUCUUAAACGCCAGAAGACAGAGAAAGUCUUUUCAGAAGAAAAAACUCAAAUUGCUUCAGUCACAUAAUUGGAAAUGUUUUCUCCAUCUGCCCACUAGACCUUUAUGUAAUGAAAAAAAGUUUGUAUUAUUUCAUACAAUUUUAGCAUUCAUUUUAGUAUUGACCACUUAUAUUUUACCCUUGCUAAGUUGAUUAUCAAAUUAAAAUUUAAAUGAAGUAAGUCUACUUUAUUUAAGUUAUAAUCAUAAUCUUAUAAUCUAAAUUAUAUCUAAUUUUGCAUUAGAUAAAUAUAUUUAAAAAUUGAUUAUCUCCUGGGAAAAUAGUUAUUGGAGGUGGGAUAAUUGCCUUCUAACUAAGAAAGCACUAUUUUCACUUUGCAGUGAUCCUCAGUUGAAGAGUGUCCCUAAAUUUUAUAAGUACCCCUAAACUGUCACUGUAUAAGUAAUUAAAAAUGAAAUUAUUGGGGGCGCCUGGGUGGCUUAGUCGGUUAAGCGUC
Hyaena hyaena (striped hyena) is the source of this 2004-nucleotide messenger RNA. It is a transcript of the gene TRMT5, whose product is annotated as tRNA methyltransferase 5. Gene Ontology annotation, biological process: mitochondrial tRNA methylation; tRNA N1-guanine methylation. The coding region runs from base 53 to 1576 and encodes 507 amino acids. The record is from RefSeq and is a predicted model, not a curated record. Gene Ontology annotation, cellular component: mitochondrial matrix; cytoplasm. NCBI's taxonomy places the organism in Eukaryota, Metazoa, Chordata, Mammalia, Carnivora, Hyaenidae. The transcript is spliced from 5 exons.